Molecule: messenger RNA, 1565 nt
Organism: Hemicordylus capensis (graceful crag lizard)
Lineage: Eukaryota; Metazoa; Chordata; Lepidosauria; Squamata; Cordylidae
Gene: MTX1
Product: metaxin 1
Exons: 8
Coding region: 16-1401 (461 amino acids)
Biological process (GO): mitochondrion organization
Cellular component (GO): SAM complex
Source: RefSeq, a predicted model, not a curated record
AAAAAAAAAGGAGUGAUGGGAUUCAGACUAACCCUCUUCGGUGUAAACCUGCUGCACAAAGGUGCGGAUUUCAAGCCACUUCGCUUUUAUUUUAGAGGAAGCCCCCCUUGGACACGGCGGUGGGAAUGGGUCUCAGUGCAGCCCCAGGGGCCCCGACCCUCCUCGCGAGCAAGCCCCGUUGCAGGCAGCCGCGGACUCCCAAGUAAGCCCGCUGCCCUUCCCUUGGGAGUGAGCCCCAACUUGGGCCGGGUUGCCUUGUCUGGCUGGCAGGGCUGCGCUGCUUCUCGGCCAGGCGGGAAGCGGGAGGCGGCGGCGGCCUUUGCGCGCAGGGCGCACCUCGCCGAGAGCGGCGGCAUCGGAGUGACUCCGGCUCAAGCCCAGCAGGCAGGGCUGGGCUUGGGGAGUGCGGUUCCGGGUCGGCAGGGCGGCAAGAUGGCGGCGCCCAUGGAGCUGUACUGCUGGGCCGGGGGCUGGGGGUUGCCCUCGGUGGACCCCGACUGCCUGGCCGUCUUGACUUAUGCCCGUUUCACAGGAGCACCCCUCAAGGUUCACAAAAUUACAAAUCCUUGGCGAAGCCCCUCAGGAACCCUCCCAGCGCUGAAGUCGAAGGAUGAAGGCGUCAUCUCCGACCCGCAGCAGAUUAUUACCCACCUCAGGAAACAGAAAUACAACGCAGACUACGACCUCUCUGCCCGGCAAGGAGCUGACACGCUCGCCUUUGGGUCUUUGCUGCAGGAGAAACUGCUGCCGGUGCUGAUCCAUACGUUCUGGGUGGACGCCAAGAAUUACGUGGACCACACGCGGAAGUGGUACGCCGAAGCCAUUCCCUUCCCACUGAACUUCUUCCUGCCCGGCCGCAUGCAGAAACGCCAGCUGGAACGGCUACAGAUGGUCUGCGGGGAAGCCUGCCUGGAGAACGAGGAGGAGUUGGAGAAGGAGCUGUACCGUGAAGCCCGCGAGUGUCUGACCCUCCUCUCUCAACGCCUCGGUGGACAGAAGUUCUUUUUUGGAGACGCGCCGGCUUCCCUGGACGCGGUUGUCUUCAGCCAUCUGGCCCCGCUGCUGAAGGCCAAGCUGCCCAACGGGAAGUUUCAACAGCACCUCAGAUCCUUGCAGAACCUCUGCGACUACUGCACGGGCAUCUUAAGUCUCUACUUCCCCUGGGACGAAGCAGGUGACCCCCCACUCACCGUUCCCAAAGCGGCUACAGGCGAUGCGAGCGAUGCUGACGAAGAUCCCUACAAGCGUCGGAACCAGGUCCUCUCUGUCCUGGUGGGCCUGCUGGCCAUGAUCGGAUACGCCUUCCUCAGCGGCAUCGUCUCCAUCCAGAAGCAAGCGCCCGGCCACCCGGGGCCCCGUGCCAUCGCCCUUGAUGAGGAGGAGGAGGAGGAGGAAGAGUGACCCGCCGGAGUCUGCCGUCCUUGAACAGACUGGUCUUUUGUAUCACGCCGGACCCGGUGCGCCCUCCCCCUCAGACUCUCUUUCCUCUUGUCCAUUCCAGAAUUGGGGGACAGUGGGGUCCAGCCAGGGCCUGCCAAGGCCAAUAAAACCUGUCUGAACCUUUC